ACACAUUUGUCCAUUAACUUCAGUCUAUCACGUUACUUGCUUGCAUUUGGUAAGCUUGUAAGUGAUGGACAAAGAGGUAAAUACCAACUCUCUGACACCUAAUACUGCAUCACCCGUCAAUUCUGUAACACUUCAUACCCGAGAUGCGGAAUACGCAAAGCUACCAAGGGAAAUGGCUUUAGCUGCUGUCGAAGAAAGAAUAGAAAAAUACGGAACGAAAGAGUGUCCAAUAGUUAGGGAUACGGAUCAAAAAUUGCAAGCUUGGUAUCAGUAUCUCGUUCGGCUGCAUCUUCAGGACGCCCAUGUAAAACAAUGGCUUAGAAGUCAGUCUUCAUCUCAAUCAAGCGUCUCUGCUCACCAAAAUGACUCCCACCAUGUGGUUCGGGAAGCGGAAAGCGUUGCAUAUGGCAGUCAGAAUCGAAAGGACAUGGAAACGACUGGGGUCACAAAUCAAUAUACCUUCGAUUCCGUAUUGCAACCUACAAGUAUUUUACCCCAACUAACUUCAGUACCUUUAAACCCCUCGGUUCAUGGGGACUUGGAUGUUUCGCAGGAGCCUCAGUGGGAUGAGACGUCCAUCAGCACCAGGACGACAGAAUUGUCGGAAGCCAGAGUCAGCAUAUUGCCGCAAAUAGUGCAAGACCAAACGACUAAAGUGGUAAAUCACUGGAUUUUGUAUUUGGAACGGCUACUUCAACAACAUCAAGAACUUCAACAAUUGCAGCGACAGCAGCCUCAACAACAAGAACCCUUGGUUUCCUCAGUUUCAGUACUAAUGGUAGACGAUACGCGUCCAUGCUAUAGGAUUGCGUCUUCCAGUUCUACAAAAUGUCUUCCUCAAGGAGUGGAAAGGAGUUCAAGUGAAGUCAGAACAAAUUCAACAUCAGCCGAGAGACUUGAAACAAGGUCUCCGAGGAGGAGCGAUCCAAACAUUAUAUCAUUAGCUGAAGGCAUGCUGAAAAACAGUGAAGUCUUAGCAGAAACUGAUGCGCCGCAGAAGUGUGCUUCUCGCCAACAGAAAAGUGAAACAAGGCAGACUUCAGUCAAAGAUACUGCAAAUUUAUUGGAUGUUGCAGCAGAAGAAAUAGGCCCACCUAGCCAAAAGAUGCUUACUCCUGAUGCUAAAGUCGCCAAAGAAGUGGCUACCGAGGACCAGUCUGUUUAUGGUGCAUAUAUACACUCUCACCAGCUUCCCAUAAGCCAUGAUCGAAACUUAUUCCUACUGCGGAUAACUCGGAUCACGUACCAGUGUACUUAUCGUCCAAAUCCGAUGAUGGAAUCUCCAAAGAACAUUAAUGAUAGGCGUGAUGCGAAUCCGGACGGUAAAUGCACAAGAAGGGAACCACAUGUCUUGGUUACUUUCCAGGCCCAGUUGCCAAGCAUUCAAUCCGUCUUCCAGUACAGUUUCCCAGAACCCAGUAAGCGGUGUAGUACUGGGUUGCAGUUGGGAUUUACCUGCUCGUUGAACAACGGCGAAUUGCUGCUGCCAGACUUUGAAGGAGCAGAAGUCGUCGAGAAGCUUGACUCCUGGGAACAAGCUGCACAUAUGCCUGGGCUUCGCUGGCAAAUUCUUUCGGCUUUGCGCGCUACAGUCUCAUUGAUGUUGGAACGGAUAAGAAAGAAUGGAAUAUCAGCAAUAGAUAUAGACGUGGAUUAUGUGUUCUUCCCAAUUUGCCGAGAGUUCAGGUUACAUCACCCCAGGGGACACCAAAAAGGUGCCUCAGUCGACAUGUCUACGCUGGGUCCAGAAAUUACCACCCACCAGCUGGACUGUAAUGCGAGAAUAAAAGUGACAAAAAGCAAAGAAGUUGAGAAGGGGCUAUGUAUCAGAGGCCAAUCACACUGGUCUAACGUCGAGAGUUGUACGGAAACAAACAGACAGCAAUCGCUAUUAUGUCAGCAAAAUCAAUCCGACGGUUAUAGAUCGCUGGAGGGUGUAUCGGCGGAUGUACGCUGUUCCAGAAUCUCGAAGUCUUUAUACAACCCAGGUGUUGAAAGAAGCCAUACAGAUGGAAGCGAUUUUGAUCCGACAUUGCAUCACCGGUCAACCUCUAGAAACAAUUCCGUGCCUGGAAGAAAUGGGCAAUAUCGCAAUGUUGCCGACAGCAUGCCAAGGUCAGUGAACAGGAGAGCGGAAGAAAUCGGAAUUCCAUAUCGGCGGUUAUUAACGAAUACCAGAUCCAUGUCCACGCCAUCAAGCCCGACAAGAUUUGUCCAAUAUUCAAAAGUUCGAGAUGACUACCGACAGAAAUUAAUCCGUGAGCGAACAGAAACCAUGCCUAAGUCACCGGGAUGCAACAUUGCAAAAUUAUCGGCAUUGAAACAUACAGUGGACAUGCCCACUAAAAGCGACUCAACAUCCGAGGAAAGGAAACCGUCCAGCUAUCUCCAGAGGGUCAUUCAAGAAGUAACCAAGCGAUUGCAGUCCAGUCCACAUCUGCCGAUAGUUGUUAUGCCUUGGUCAGCUAGAACGACCGACAAUUGCGCUCCGACGGGUAGGACAAGGGAGGUCAUACCAGUUGCCUUUCAGCUUCCACAGCCGAAUGUGACUUUCGUUUGCUUAAACUCAAUGGAAGAUCAAUUCCCAAGAGUCUUCACGGCACCGAAAAAAGGAGCGCUGAUAGUCCUAACCUUUGAUAUGGAGGAGAUCACAACAAAAGACGCAGCCAUUCAACCAAGAUGCAUGCGAUCGGUAACCAUCACGGGGCCGAAGCCUGGCUACGUGCUAUUAAUCACUUCGGAUAACGAGUACACUUACAUUCCCAUUGGACAGGCUACAUAAUGUUGUCCCGACGACAAGGACAGAGGCCCAUACAAAGGACUACAAGCAAAUUGCACAAGCACAGUGGACAAGUGUGAAUGUUCCAUUAAAUAGGACGUAAACCAGAAUUCUGGGGAUGAUAAAACGUCCAGAAUCUGUAAACCAACCAUUUGAUAUCUGCGGAUCAUACAACGACAGCAACUAAUCACUACCUGACAC
Dicrocoelium dendriticum is the source of this 2980-nucleotide messenger RNA. The record is from the annotation of a GenBank genome assembly. Lineage: Eukaryota; Metazoa; Platyhelminthes; Trematoda; Plagiorchiida; Dicrocoeliidae.